Messenger RNA from Melitaea cinxia (Glanville fritillary), 1348 nucleotides. Its product is annotated as lipid droplet localized protein-like. The transcript is spliced from 8 exons. The coding region runs from base 1 to 1296 and encodes 431 amino acids. Gene Ontology annotation, biological process: glycolipid biosynthetic process. NCBI's taxonomy places the organism in Eukaryota, Metazoa, Arthropoda, Insecta, Lepidoptera, Nymphalidae. The record is from RefSeq and is a predicted model, not a curated record. Gene Ontology annotation, cellular component: mitochondrion; lipid droplet; plasma membrane.
AUGCCGGCAUCCCAGCGCUUCGACCUAGUAAUAUUUGGCGCUUCUGGAUUCACCGGCAAGCGUGUCGUGAAUGAACUAGCUAGGAUCGGCAAAAAUUAUCCAGAUUUAACAUGGGCUGUAGCUGGGCGGAGCCAAAGUAAGCUGGAGGGAGUCCUACGUGACGUGUCCGAGAAAUCUGGUGACGAUUUAUCAAACAUAAAAAUAAUCGCUGAUGCCGACGGAAAUGACGAGGCCUCCAUCAAGGGAAUGUGCGCUCAAGCGAAGGUUCUGAUCAAUUGUUCUGGACCAUUUACGAAAUUCGGGGAGGUCGUAGUCGCCGCUUGUGUCGAGUUCAAGACCCACUAUCUUGACGUCUGUGGGGAAACUCAGUUUAUUGAGUUAUUAGAAGAAAAGUAUGACAAGACAGCGCGUGAGGCGGGAGUUUUUAUCAUUAAUGCCUGUGGUCUCAGCAGCAUACCCGCUGAUGUGGGAGUGCAGUUCUUGGAGGAGAAUUUUGGCGGUACAUUAAAUUCCGUGGAAUCUUAUUUAAUAACUUAUUUCCCACCGCGAAUGAUGAGUGAGAUUUUUAACGGCAUCGUCCGAUAUAGCAGCUGGGAGUCACUCAUAACCAGGUACAUUUUACAUACAUUUUUGAUAGUUGCGGCGGUACAUUUGAAGGAAAUAGGGAAGCAACCUUCCUUCAACCUAGAACCAGAAUUAAAACAGAGAUGUCUCUUACACAAGAACUUAAGCAAAUGGUGUCUUCCGUUUCCGGGCGCUGAUAGCUUCGUUAUUAAUAGAACGCAACGCCAUCUAUUAUCGCUAGAGGGAAAACGUCCUGUUCAGUACAAACCUUACGUAGCAUUUCCGGGUUUUUUAACCGCUAUAGGAACUAUUAUUGGAUGCAUAUUUCUCUUUAUAUUAUGCAAAAUUCCCUGUACGAAACGUUUAUUAUUAAACUAUCCGAGGCUGUGUUCCUUCGGUGCUGUGACAUACGGAGAUCCGAAGGAAGGAGCAAUGGAUGAGUCCAAAUUCCAGUAUGAAAUGUUGGGGAUGGGUUGGAAUGAAGGAACCGACUUGGGAAAAGCGCCUGAUAAAAAAGUUGUAGCAAGAAUUAGCGUGACAGGCUUAGAUCCAGCGUACACCUCAACAGCAAUAACUAUCAUAUUCUCAGCUAUUACCAUUUUGAAGGAGAGAGAUAAAAUGCCUGCCGCAGGCGGAGUCGUGACCGGUGGCGUCGCUUUCAGAAAAACUAGUAUUGUAAAACGUUUACAAGAGAAUAAUAUUAAAUUUGAAAUUGUUAAAAGUUCAGAAUAGUAUUAAAAAUUAUUGUUAUUUUAAAAUGAAUAACAUAAAUUCAAUCAUGGCA